CAUGUAGGUUGAUGUUUUGUAACUGAAACUGCGCUAUUGUUGACAAUGGGUACAAGUUAAACGUUGAUUACGAGGGAGAUGUAAUGAUAUAUAAUGUUAUCACGGGACAAUAUGAUAUGAUAGAAGGUGUUAAUUUUAGAUAGCGAUACAAUAUAUAAGUUAUAUAAUUGUAAUAAAAUCGUGGAUGGAUAAACAUUAUACUGCACAAAUCUGGACAUUUAACAUUUGAAAAAUGAUCUGGAUCUAUUGCUUUCUAGGGCUUAUAACCCUCGGCUGUGUGGGUGCUGAUUAUGCCAAGUAUGAGGAGUUUGUCCGCCAGCAAUCAAAGAAUGCAACAUUCGUCCGUAUGUUCGAGAAACACUUGAGUCAGUUUCAGGACCAUGAUAAGAAUCUGCGAAUCAGUGAAACAUUUCCUUGCAAAGCGUUCCCACAACCACAGACUAAGACGACCUCAGUACACAAAUUGAGACCAAUGGACGUCAGUGUUAUAGGUGCUCUAGGUGACUCUAUCACGGCUGGAACAGGCAUCACCGCAGGAACGGUGCUUGGACUUCUGCAGGAAGACAGAGGUUUAUCAUGGAGUGUCGGUGGUGAUAAAACAGUGAAUGAAGAGGAAACUAUUCCAAAUAUUCUAAAAGUAUACAGUCCAAACAUCAAAGGUUAUUCUACUGGUUCCGGUCCUGUAUGGUGGGAACCAAGCUCCCAUCUUAAUGUUGCUGACCCAGGAGAUAAAUCCGAUGCUAUGCCAGGUCAAGCAAAGACAAUAGUGGAACGUAUGAAAGCAGACAAGAAUAUUAACUAUGACGAAGACUGGAAAGUUAUCACAUUGUUUGUUGGAGGAAAUGACUUAUGUGAUUUCUGCGGUUCUGGAAAGGUAAAAGUUAAUCAGUGUUUCCGCAACACAAUACUUUUACAGAUUGAACCAGUCGGGAAGAAACGAACAAAAUGGACACCGGGAGAAAAAGUGGAGUGUCCAAGUGCCGAAUCACCAUACUUUUUUACCUACAAGAAUAGUGAUAAUACAGACACUUUUGGGGAUUCUGUUGGGAAAUUGGUGAGCGAAGUUGACAAUUCGAACGCUGGCUCUGGCAGUUCAUCAAACCAAUCAGGACCAAGCUCUGUUUCUAUGACAAUCAUCGCCACUGUAGCAGGUGUUCUGAUUGUAGCAUUUGUGUCUGUAAUGAGUGUUGUUGCAUGGAGACGUCGUCAUAGCAACAAAGAAGAGCGAGAUUUUCUCCUUAGAAACAGAAACAAACAGUAUUACGCGCCUAUCUAAGCUGGACAAAUCAUAAAUUCUGACGUAAAAUCUGUGAUAGUAACUUUUUUAAUUGAAAUUGAUAUUUUUCUUACAUUUUUAUGUUCAUGUUAGUGCAAUAAUGUGAAUAAAUUAUAUUUGAUGGAAUUA
Ruditapes philippinarum (Manila clam) is the source of this 1405-nucleotide messenger RNA. RefSeq names its product phospholipase B1, membrane-associated-like. The record is from RefSeq and is a predicted model, not a curated record. Gene Ontology annotation, biological process: phospholipid metabolic process. The transcript is spliced from 10 exons. The coding region runs from base 233 to 1276 and encodes 347 amino acids. Lineage: Eukaryota; Metazoa; Mollusca; Bivalvia; Venerida; Veneridae. Gene Ontology annotation, molecular function: glycerophospholipase activity.